AUGUAUCUAUCUCUAAGUGGAAUUAUCAUCACCACAGUCUUCGGCAAUAUGGCUAUCAUCAUCUCAAUCACCUAUUUCAGACAGCUGCAUUCCCCAACUAACUUCCUCAUCCUUUCCAUGGCCAUCACCGAUUUCCUCCUUGGCUUCUUCAUUAUGCCCUACAGCAUGGUUAGAUCAGUGGAACGCUGUUGGCGUUUUGGAAUGACCUUCUGCAAGAUCCACUACAGUUUUGACUUGAUGCUCUGCUUGGUGUCUAUUUUUCACCUUUGCUCAAUUGCAGUAGAUCGAUUCUACGCCAUCUGCUAUCCCCUUCAUUAUUCACACAAAAUUACAGUCCCUAGAAUCAGGCAAUUAAUUCUCGUUUGCUGGUCAGUGCCAUCUUCUUUUGCUUUCGGGUUGGGUUUUUCUGAAGCAUAUGCUUCUGGCAUUGAUAUUUAUGAGAUUUUGGUUGCGUGUUCUAGUUCUUGUCCAAUAAUAUUCAAUAAACUUUGGGGAACUGUUCUGUUUUCAUUUGGUUUUUUCAUUCCUGCCUCUGUCAUAAUUGGAAUUUAUAUAAAAAUCUUUGCUGUGUCUAAAAAACAUCUGAGGAUCAUGAAAAGUUCAGGCAACAAAAAUUCUAACCAGCUUUCUAAAAGCACAGACAGAAAAGCUGCUAAGACCUUAAGUAUUGUGAUAGGGGUUUACUUCUUCUGUUGGUUUCCAUGUCUUAUCACAAUUUUAAUUGACCCUUUUUUAGAUUUUUCAACUCCCGCUGUGCUGUUUGAUGGCCUCAAUUGGCUUGGUUACUUCAACUCCAGCUGUAACCCAUUAAUAUAUGGCUUUUUUUACCCAUGGUUUCGAAAAGCACUUAGAUACGUCCUCUCAGGAAAGAUAUUCCAACAUUUCUCCACUGCUAAUCUUUUUCCUGAAAAUAAAGCUGUCCCGUUGUUUGGAGGCCGUACGGGUCUGGAUGGGGAGAAACAGACUCAGACUCAAUCCAUCCAAGACGGAGUGGCUGUGGAUGCCGGCAUCCCAGUACAGUCAGCUGCAACCGCGGCUGACUGUUGGGGGCGAGUCACUGGCCCCAACGGAAAGGGUGCGCAACUUGGGCGUUCUCCUGGAUGGACGGCUGUCGUUUGAAGAUCACUUGACGGCUGUCUCCAGGAGAGCUUUUUACCAGGUUCGCCUGGUCCGCCAGUUGCGCCCCUUUCUUGACCGGGAUGCCUUAUGCACGGUCACUCAUGCUCUCGUCACUUCUCGCCUGGAUUAUUGCAAUGCUCUCUACAUGGGGCUACCCCUGAAGUGCACUCGGAGACUUCAGCUAGUCCAGAAUGCAGCUGCGCGGGUGAUUGAGGGAGCACCACGUUGCUCCCAGGUAACACCACUCCUGCGCAGUCUGCACUGGCUACCUGUGGUCUUCCGGGUGCGCUUCAAGGUUUUGGUUACCACCUUCAAAGCGCUCCAUGGCUUAGGGCCCGGGUACUUACGGGACCGCCUGCUGUUUCCAUAUGCCUCCCA
This is a messenger RNA of Ahaetulla prasina, 1497 nucleotides long. RefSeq names its product trace amine associated receptor 2 (gene TAAR2). Gene Ontology annotation, molecular function: trace-amine receptor activity. Bases 1 to 1119 code for a protein of 372 amino acids. NCBI's taxonomy places the organism in Eukaryota, Metazoa, Chordata, Lepidosauria, Squamata, Colubridae. The transcript has 2 exons. Gene Ontology annotation, biological process: G protein-coupled receptor signaling pathway. Gene Ontology annotation, cellular component: membrane. The record is from RefSeq and is a predicted model, not a curated record.